Messenger RNA from Closterium sp. Naga37s-1, 1839 nucleotides. The record is from the annotation of a GenBank genome assembly. NCBI's taxonomy places the organism in Eukaryota, Viridiplantae, Streptophyta, Zygnematophyceae, Desmidiales, Closteriaceae.
AUGUGCCUGCGGUUACGAUCACGCUUCAAUCGCAACUACCUUGCUGUUCUUGGUAACGCACAGGCGGACAAUGUAUCACUGCCUGAUCUCAAUUCGGACGGAGAGGAAGUUAAUGAUGUUGACGACGCGCCGCAUGCGGAGCAAACGGGCGAUGCCCCUACGGAGCCUUCGAUCGAAGAUGAGCCGCAGACAGACAUCGAUAACGAAGGUGGCGGCGACCCUGCUGAAGAAGAGUGUGACACCGUUGGAACUAGUGGCGAUGCGGAUAACGUCGACGGGACGGUCGACAACUUCGACACGCUGCUCGAGGUGUAUAGGUUUAUCGUCGGCUGCAACAAUGGCGCCGGCCUGUCGAACGAGAGUACCGUGUGGCUUCUUAACUUACUUAGGCAGGAGCGGCUGAACCUUUCGCUGUUGCAUGCAUGGCGAUCGCUUUACGCGGUGACGCAGUAUGGGCUGUCGCUGAUGAUGCAGCGAAGGGAAUACACCUGCAAGACCUUCCAGGUUCCAGGCUGCCCCAUCACUUUUGAGGUUAUGUGCGCGAACGGCAAGGAGGUGGUCUUAGAGCUAUUCGGUCAUCCAGACAACGCGGAGGGCUUUGUUCUGUAUCCCGAACAGCACAUCUCGGGUGCGGGGCGCAUCUACACCACUCCGCAUACGGCGACGUACUGGGAGAACGCGCAGGUCGUUGUGACCGAGCAGUACGGGGAGGGUACAGUUGUGGUCCCGCUCAUCAUUUCAAGCGACGCAACGAUUCUCAGUGGAAACGAGCACGCCAAGAGGCUUGGCGGCAACAGACCCGAGUGGCAUCGAACGAUUCAUCGUGCCAACCCUGUUCUCGGGGCUGAGAUCAACCGCCGCGCCAUUGUUGGCGUGCUGCAGUGGCACGAGUCGUGUAUCAGGGGUGGCUCGCACAGCGAUGACAGCCUGGACGAGUUUGCAGAGGCAACGAGAAGGAUGGUGCAAACCAUGGAGGCUGUUUUUCCGCGCGGGGGCGAGGGGUAUAACCUCGUGAAGGUUCACCUGAUGACACACCUCCCUGAAGCGGUCAGGCGAGGUGGCAUGCCCCGGGAGUUCUCUGCAGCGGUGUACGAGAAUGCGCAUAUUCGCACGUGCAAGCAGCCUUACCGUGCGUCGAACCGACGCCAGGUGGAGCAGGCGAUCGCUGAUCACAACACGACGGCCGCAGUCUUGGCGAGGCUGCCUGGCAGCCUUCCUCCACGCAACACCAACCAGAUCGCCAUCAUGAAGGCCAUCGCAACCGGGAGCCCGCAGCUGACACGUGCGAGCAGGUGCUUCACGCAGGAGUUCGUGGGCGCAGCGAGCUCAAUCUUUGCUGAGUACAACGAGGCCCUGGAAGGAGGCCUGGUGUUCUAUGAGGAUGUCAUGCGCGCGGCGAACCUGGUCCCUUUUCCCCCCCAGGUGCACAACGGAGUGGCCUUACCGCGUGCCCCCACCGACGAGGGGCACAUCAAGCCACGCUAUGCAAGGGCUGCCGUAGAGCUGCACGGACAGCCCGCCUUCUCGUGUGUGGAGUACGAGCGAGAUGAUGGGGCCGCCGCAUUUGGCAAGCUAUGCCUCCUGCUCACGGCGCAGAGGAGUGGUGCAGAUGGGGAGAGUGGUCCUGCUGAGGUGGCCGUACUGACGAGCUUCCUGGAGGUGGGACAUGAUGACUGCACUGGCUGCACCAUGCUCUCACCUGUCACCAUAUGGAGGGGCCUUGUGGUGGUGCCAUUGCAUCGUCUGGUGCGGGCUGUCCACUGUGUCCCUUCGUUUGAGAACCCCGAUCUCUGGUUCCUGAACAAGUGGGCGUUCAGGUGCCUGGAGGACAUUCACUGA